This is a messenger RNA of Peromyscus maniculatus bairdii (prairie deer mouse), 1218 nucleotides long. The record is from RefSeq and is a predicted model, not a curated record. Lineage: Eukaryota; Metazoa; Chordata; Mammalia; Rodentia; Cricetidae.
GUCCACCUGUCCAUCUCUGUUCCUAACAUCAAGGACUUUCCGAAUACUUUCGCCAGCUUAACUCUUCUUACCUCUUCCUUCUAAGAUCCCAGAAGAAUCUGAAGCAUUUUUUAACCUUCCCAAGGAAGGUGAAGCUUUACAGACAAUCUCCAGGGUUUUUUAAAUUUAUGUUUUUAUUAUUUUUUGCCACCUGUAGCUCAUCUGGAGACCUUCUAGAAGCUGACAGGACUCUAUUGUAGGUGGUUCUUCAACUUCUCUACUGCAACUUUCAGCCUGACUGAAGCUGACCUUCCAGCUUGGUUUGUGACCCCAGGCUGCCCACAUUCCCUGCUAAACCUGCCUUAGGUUUCCCUCAGCCUUCCAGGCACAAGACAGCCAGACCUAAGGGGGAAAGAUGACAUUCUAAAUGUUUUAUGACUUAAUAAACUACAAGAACUGAAACGGACAGUGUUAUCAGACAUGGUUACUGUUUAACAGGAUUUUUAGAGCCUGGGCACAAAGAGCUGCCUCUGAGUGACUUUCUAGAAGACACGAUGAUGCUACAGUCCACUUUGGCCCUCUGCAUCUUGCUGAUCACGGUUUCUUCCAACCUUGCCAUUGCUAUCAAAAAAGAAAAGAGACAUCCUCAGACACUCUCAAGAGGGUGGGGAGAUGACAUCACUUGGGUACAAACUUAUGAAGAAGGACUCUUUCAUGCUCACAAAAGUAACAAGCCAUUGAUGGUUAUUCACCACCUGGAAGACUGUCAAUACUGUCAAGCACUAAAAAAGGAAUUUGCCAAAAAUGAAGAAAUACAAGAAAUGGCCCAGAAUGGCUUUGUCAUGCUGAACCUCAUGCAUGAGACCACGGAUAAGAACUUGUCGCCGGAUGGGCAGUAUGUGCCGAGGAUCAUGUUUGUGGACCCUUCUUUGACUGUCAGGGCUGAUAUAACUGGAAGAUACUCUAACAGACUGUACACAUAUGAACCCCAGGACUUACCCUUGUUGGUGGACAACAUGAAGAAGGCACUAAGGCUUAUCCAGUCAGAGUUGUAAGGAAGGAUGGGAAGACGAUUCAACUCUAAGAACUCAAACGUGUGACAAAAAGCUCUGGCUCACUAGCAAACACCAAAUGUCCAAGCACAUGGAUUUUGUAACAUUACUAUUCAGAUUUGUGAUAUGUCUGUGAUAGUUUAUGAAGGUAAAAUUAUAUUUUAAUAAAUGCUAACAUGCGCUAUGA